Messenger RNA from Brassica napus (rape), 2016 nucleotides. Its product is annotated as cytochrome P450 71A16. The transcript is spliced from 4 exons. Gene Ontology annotation, molecular function: monooxygenase activity; heme binding; oxidoreductase activity, acting on paired donors, with incorporation or reduction of molecular oxygen. Bases 420 to 1925 code for a protein of 501 amino acids. The record is from RefSeq and is a predicted model, not a curated record. NCBI's taxonomy places the organism in Eukaryota, Viridiplantae, Streptophyta, Magnoliopsida, Brassicales, Brassicaceae.
UAAGAAACUGACUUUUCAAAUAAUAUUAUAGAGAUAUUAUAAAAUAAUUAAAAAUUUGAAAAAUAUAUAGAAUAAUUAAAACAUGUUUUUUUAUUUGGCGUCGUGACGAAUAUCACGCAAUAAAUCUUAGGUGAUAGUGAUAUAUCAAUAUAUUUCUCUGUUUUUUUCUUAGUUAACUAUUUCUCUGUUUUAUAUAGAAACUAAUGCAAUAUAUUCAUGUCCUGCUUUGUUCUCUUUACGUACAAAAAUAUAAGUGCUAUCCAAAAGUUUUGUUAGUACAACAAUAUUAUAUGCCAGGUAUGGGAUCCUCCCCCUAUAAAAUAGAGUCGUGAGCACGAUCAGAUGCACAAAUCACUAAUAACCUUCAAUAAACACUUAUAAACAAGACUUCUGAUUGAAACCAACUUUCAAAAUAAGAAAUGGAGAUGUUCUUAAUUUCUCUAUGUCUAGCAACCUUAUUGGCCUUUCUCUUCCUAAAGCGACUCCUUAAACGAACAACCACCACCAAACUUAACCCACCACCGUCUCCGUGGCGGCUUCCCAUCAUCGGAAACUUCCACCAGCUUAGUCUCUCCCCUCACCGCUCCUUUCGUUCCCUUAGCCUCCGCUAUGGGCCACUCAUGCUCCUUCAUUUUGGCCGUGUCCCCGUCCUUGUGGUCUCCUCUGCUGAAGUAGCUCAUGACGUUAUGAAAACACACGAUCGUAUAUUCGCCAACCGCCCUAUAACCAAAGCUAUGGAGAAAGUUGUGAGAGGUGGGCGAGAUAUUGUCUUUGCCCCCUAUGGCGAAUAUUGGAGGAAUAUGAAGAGUUUAUGCAUAGUGCAUCUUCUGACCAACAAAAUGGUUCGGUCCUUUCACAAAGAGAGAGAAGAAGAGAUUAAUAUUCUGAUGGAAAAGUUGGAGCAAGCAAGUUCAUCUUCUUCUACAGUAAACCUUAGCCAAUUUUUUAUCACCCUAACAAGCGAUGUAAUGAGUAAAGUUGCCUUGGGAAGAAAAUAUAGUAGUGACGAAGGCACAGUGGAUAUCAAGACCGUAGUGAGGACGUUUUCUCGGGUAUUUGGCACAUUCCCUGUAGCGGAAUACAUUCCUAGUUUGGCAUGGAUAGAUUGGAUACGCAGAUUGGACGGUAAAGCAGAAGAAGUAAGUAAAACAUUCGAUGACUUUCUGGAAAAGGUGGUGCAAGAACAUGAUUUAGAUGUAGAUAAGAAAAAAUCAGGUUUUGUUGAUAGGUUGUUAUCGAUUCAAAGAGAGCAGACGACGCCCUUCGUUUUUGAUAGAAGCGACAUAAAAUUAAUCAUUUUGGACAUGUUCAUAGGGGGAACGGCAACAACUUCGUCACUACUUGAAUGGACAUUGACAGAGCUUGUGAGACAUCCAGAAUGUGUGAAGAAGCUUCGAGACGAGAUUUGUUCCGUUUCAGCGCAUAAUUCAUAUGUAAACGAGGACGAUGUUGAGAAGAUGAACUACUUAAAUGCUAUAGUCAAGGAGACACUUCGUUUACAUCCGCCACUUUCAAUAAUAGUCCCCCGACUAUUAAGCGAAGAUGUCAGAUUAAGAGGAUAUGAUAUUGCUGCAGGCACACAGGUGAUGAUUAAUGCGUGGGCAAUCCAACGAGAUAAAGCAACAUGGGGACCAGAUGCAGAAGAAUUUAAGCCAGAGAGACAUUUAAAUUCAUCUUUGGAUUUUCAAGGACAAGAUUAUAAAUUUAUUCCCUUUGGAUCAGGUAGAAGACUAUGUCCUGGAAUCAGAUUGGCAUUGGUAUUGGUUGAAGUGACAGUAGCAAACCUUGUGAAACGGUUUGACUGGAGAGUCCAGGUCGGACCUUAUGGAGUUGAUAAGCUUGAUCUAGCCGAGGCAGCUGGUAUAGAGGCAUGUCGCAAAUACCCUCUUAUUGUCUUUCCAACUUCUGUUGUGUUCCCCAUUUAAACUUUUUCUGCAACUCGUGCUCGUUUUUGUUACCCGUCUCUUGACUCUAUUAAUGUACGAGUGACUUUGCAUUAUAGAUUUCUGUUUUGUU